Menidia menidia (Atlantic silverside) is the source of this 1263-nucleotide messenger RNA. Lineage: Eukaryota; Metazoa; Chordata; Actinopteri; Atheriniformes; Atherinopsidae. The record is from the annotation of a GenBank genome assembly.
GUCGACCAGCCGUCUCGGUUUUAUAGAGCAAGUCCGACGUUAGUUGCGUGCUACCAUACGGUGCGCCUCGCGCUGUAAAUACAGUUAGCUGCCAAAAAAAGCUAGCUAACUUUCUUUAUCAUGACCUCCGCUCCGAAUGAUGUAAACGUGACGGAAAAAGAGCUGCCCAGCACUCCUCCCUCCACCGUGCCUUUAGCCGGACGCGCCCGGCAGGUCUUCAGCCAUGUGAAAGUAGAAAACCUGAUAGCGGGACUCAGUGGAGGAGUAGUGUCCACUUUGGUUCUUCACCCACUGGACCUCGUGAAGAUCAGGUUUGCUGUGAGUGAUGGACUGGAGUUGAGACCUAAGUACAGUGGCAUAUUUCACUGUAUGAGGAGUGUUUGGCACCAGGAAGGCAUGAGAGGUCUUUACCAAGGAGUAACCCCUAAUCUUUGGGGGGCUGGCGCAUCUUGGGGUCUCUACUUCUUCUUCUACAACGCAAUCAAAGGGUACGCAAAGGAAGGUCGGGAGAGUGAACUGAGCGCUGCAGAGCACCUGGUGUCUGCGGCUGAAGCAGGCAUCCUAACGCUGACCAUAACCAAUCCGAUCUGGGUCACCAAAACCCGGCUGGUUCUGCAGUACAGUGCCGACCCAACCGGCAAGCAGUACAAAGGAAUGGUGGACGCUUUACUGAAGAUCUACCGAAACGAAGGAGUCCCAGGGCUAUACAGAGGAUACGUGCCUGGCCUGUUUGGUACGUCCCAUGGGGCGCUGCAGUUCAUGGCCUAUGAGGAGCUCAAGAGAGAUUACAACAAAUACAAGAAAGUGCCCUCGGAUGCAAAGUUGACCGCGCUGGAAUAUAUCGCAAUGGCAGCGUUGUCUAAGUUACUUGCUGUGGCCACAACGUAUCCGUACCAAGUGGUGCGCGCCCGCCUGCAGGACCAGCACAACCGCUACAGCGGCGUUAUGGAUGUCAUCAGACGGACCUGGAGGAACGAAGGCGCCAUCGGCUUCUACAAGGGCAUCAUCCCCAACCUGAUCCGCGUCACCCCGGCCUGCUGCAUCACCUUCGUGGUGUACGAGAACCUCCUCAAUGAUGAUCCUGGAUACAGAGUUCCAGCCUGUAGAUGCGUCACCCCUGGGAUAGUCUGCACAGGUCCCGACCCACACCGCCACAUCCACCAGCCCAGCUUUGACGCCUUCGCACAGCCCUUCCACUGCAGAGUAGAGGAGAGAGAAAAAAAGAAAGACGGAGCUAAUGAAUUUCUGGAACAGCCCAACUGA